AUGGUGGGACUUACUACGGGCGCGCCAACUGCCGCGCUUAUGAAGCUCGCGGAGGAGCGCUCCAGCAAGACCUUGGAAUCAACGCAGCCGAGGUACGAGCGUAUCGGCCGCUUGCUGACCAUUUUGGGUGCUGCGAGUGGAGGGAACAGCCGCGUUCCCAUCUCUGUCCACCUUUCCGAUAUUUACGGCAAGACCAAGCUCGGUGAUGUCUAUGACAUUCACAGCGGCAUGCGGCCUAUCAAGCACGCCGAGUUCGAGGCGCUGCGCCUCGGUACAAGCGCCGCCCAGACCGAGCUGCCAACGAUUUCCGUCGCCGGGUGGUGCAAAACCGUACGUAUGCAGAAUGCCGGGAAGCUGGGAUUCGUCAUCAUCAACGACGGCAGCUGCAAGGCCGAUUUGCAGGUCAUAGUACACGAGGGAGCCAUUGGACACGACAUCGUGAGCAAGUGCACCGCCGGCACGACCGCCAGCGUGAAGGGCAUCCUGGUGGAGAGGCCUCCCAAGGCAGCAGCCGCCCAGGACGCGCCAAAGGAGGAAACGCUUGAGGCGAUUGCACAGAAAUACGAAGUGCAUGUGUGCUCAUUCGAGGGACAUCGCUUUGAAAUCAUCGGCGAGAAUCGCGACGCCGCAAAGUACCCGAUUGCCAAGAAGUACAUCACGCAUGAAUUCCUGCGUGAGGUCGCCCACCUCAGGCCCAGGAGCUACUUCAUCAGCGCCGUGAUGAGAGUGAGGAGCGCGUUGGCCAUGGCUACGCACACCUACUUCCAGAGGCUCGGGUGCAUCUAUCUCAGCACGCCGCUCAUCACGACGACGGACUGCGAAGGCGCCGGCGAACUGUUCCAGGUCACCACCAUCCUGGAAGGCUGCCGUACCAUGGGCGACCUGUCGAAACGGAUGUUGGGCGGUGAUGCGCAAAAGGCUAAGACUUUGGAGGAGAUGGAGCUCGAUUUCAAGAAGGACUUCUUCAAGCGCAGGGCCUUCCUCACCUGCAGUGGGCAGCUUUCCGCAGAGAACUACACGUGCGCCAUGGGCAAGGUGUACACCUUCGGGCCGGCGUUCCGCGCGGAACACAGCCACACCUACAGGCACUUGGCGGAGUUCUGGAUGGUGGAGCCUGAGAUUGAUUUCUGCGACCUGCCGAAAAACAUGGAGAUCGCGGAAGAGUACAUCAAAUUCUGCAUCCAGUAUGCGUUGGAUCACUGCCUGGAUGACAUUAUGUACCUGGAGAGCAUCGGAGACGCUGGACUUGUGGAAAACCUACGCUCGUUCGUACGCGACAGAUUCGCGCGCAUCACCUACACCGACGUCAUUGAUAUCCUGUUGCAGCACGAGGCUGACUUCAAGGCCGGUUUGGUUAGCGGAGCGGAAUGCAUGAAACGGGAGGACGGCGUGGAACCUCAGAAAACGGCCUUCGAAAACCCCGUAUACUGGGGAGUCGACCUGUCCAGUGAGCAUGAACGCUUCAUUGCGGAAGUCGUCUUCAAGAAGCCGACCAUCAUCUACAACUACCCCUCGAAAAUCAAGGCGUUCUACAUGCGCAGGAACGAUGACGGCAGGACUUGCGCAGCGAUGGACGUCAUCGUCCCGCAGUUCGGUGAGCUUGUCGGCGGGUCGCAGCGUGAGGAGAGGCCGGAGGUGCUGGAGGCCUCCAUCAAAGAGAACGGGCUCAACGCGGAGGAUUACUCGUGGUACAUGGAUUUGCGCACGUACGGUUCAAUUCCUCACUCAGGUUUCGGGCUCGGAUUCGAACGGCUGGUCAUGCUUGUAACGGGAGUGGCUAACAUCAGGGAUGCAAUUCCGUUCCCUCGUUACGUGGGCAAAGCUGACUUCUGA
Molecule: messenger RNA, 1833 nt
Organism: Babesia bigemina
Lineage: Eukaryota; Apicomplexa; Aconoidasida; Piroplasmida; Babesiidae
Product: asparaginyl-tRNA synthetase family protein, putative
Exons: 1
Coding region: 1-1833 (610 amino acids)
Biological process (GO): asparaginyl-tRNA aminoacylation
Cellular component (GO): mitochondrion
Molecular function (GO): ATP binding; asparagine-tRNA ligase activity
Source: RefSeq, a predicted model, not a curated record